Messenger RNA from Sugiyamaella lignohabitans, 627 nucleotides. Its product is annotated as translin-associated factor TraX, putative. The record is from RefSeq and is a predicted model, not a curated record. Gene Ontology annotation, cellular component: cytoplasm; nucleus. Gene Ontology annotation, molecular function: sequence-specific DNA binding; RNA endonuclease activity; RNA binding. The transcript has a single exon. Lineage: Eukaryota; Fungi; Ascomycota; Dipodascomycetes; Dipodascales; Trichomonascaceae. Bases 1 to 627 code for a protein of 208 amino acids.
AUGGAUGUGAAGGAGGAUCUGACAGGGGCUAACCAAUGGCGAUACCAGCGGAAUAUGUCUGGUUGUAUCCAGGAGUUCAUUGAAGCGGUGUCGUUUCAGCAGUUCAUUCUCGGAAACGACAAUCAACAGAAUCAGGUGAUUUCGAUUGACGAGGUCAGAAACAAACUGCCAGAGUUCGUGCUUGUCACCGAAGAAGAUUAUAUUCUGGGUCUCAUGGACCUCACUGGCGAGCUCAUGCGAUACGCCAUAGCCCAUUUAUCUGACCACACCAGCGAACCCAGUUCCAACACCAAAAAACAAACAACCGACUCCAUCAACGAAUCUGACGACGAAGCUCCUGCCACGAAAAAACACAAAUCCACUGCUUCUGCUGCUUCUUCUUCUUCGUCGACGACCUCGGUCACAAGCAAACUGUCCCGUCGGCCCUCACCCAUCGCACAAAAAAUCGUCGCUGCUCUACGAGACUUCGACACGGGCCUCCUGGGAGUCGACAUCUACGCGGCCGAGAAAUCGACCCCGGGACUCAAAGAACUCGGCAAAAAAGUCGCUACUUUCAAAGCCAGUCUCGCCAAAGUCGAGCAGGCUAUCUGCUCCCUGGCUGUCCAGCGAACCGAGCCGGCUCUGUAA